AUGUCCCACCAGCUGCAAUCUGGGAAGAUUCCGCUAUUCAUCCAGGACGACCAAGCUAUAGCUGUAGUAUCAGUGGUCAAGUUAAAAAAUAUAUCAAAAUCUUCUGCAGCCACAACUAAGCAAAAUAAAAUAGAGACUAAGAUAUCUAUAUUUCUUCAAGCCAUACCAGAAGACCCGAUAUCUAUACCACCACUGCCAUAUUUCCAGUCUAGAUCCAUACCUGGUACUGGUUGUGAGGAUCUCAGACAGCACCUCCCGUACAUCUCUGAUAGUCUUCCCCAAGAUUCUAGAAAACACGCUAUCCCACAGCCAAUCCAUGACAGCACCCAAGCCUAUGAGAACAAGCUAAUCCUGAAAAAAGAUAAUAAUAUAAAUUAUACAAAGUUAGAAGCUCUGUGCUGGAAGACUAUACUUCAGAAGUCAAUAAUAAGAAAUCAAAAUCUAUGCUUACUAUAUUCCUUGAGUAAACUGACCGCGGGUAUGCUACAUAUCCCGGUUAGAGAUAUAUACACCUGGAUACACCACCCGAGCAUCUCCAGACUUAGCAGACAGAGCUGGAAGAUAGAAGCCCCUUAUAUUCAGAAAAAAUACAAGACACUUACGGAGAUGGAGAGACUAAACUAUACCAGGGCACAUCCAGAAUAUUAUUUUUUACUGUCAAACAAGCAGAGAAAGCCGCGGACUGCCCCUUCAGUAGAUAAUAACUGCACUUAUAAACACUUAACAGGAAUAUUUUCUGAGAAAGAAGGAAUCCUCAUCCAAAGCUGUCUCUUGAGUCCAGAUGGCUUUAUACCCCUGGGCAAUACCCAGCCUUGUUUAUCUGUCACCAGUUGGCAAGCAGAGAUACCUGACUCUGCUUGCUUUAUUUCUCAACCUGCAGCCCCUGGAAUCAAUACUGCCAAUAGGAAUUGGCCUAUCGAAGGAAAGUAG
Molecule: messenger RNA, 930 nt
Organism: Aspergillus vadensis CBS 113365
Lineage: Eukaryota; Fungi; Ascomycota; Eurotiomycetes; Eurotiales; Aspergillaceae
Exons: 9
Coding region: 1-930 (309 amino acids)
Source: RefSeq, a predicted model, not a curated record